AUGGCGCUGGUCCUACUCCGAAGAAUCACCUUUUCGACUAAAACUCAAUUUCUGAAAACCCUGGCAGCUUCACAGACGUACUGUCACUGUUCUGCAGUGACCACAGGUAAAAAGCCAGUGAAUGGAGUGGAUUUGUACUAUGAGCAGACCGGCACAGGGGAUCACGCUCUGCUGCUGCUUCCAGGAGCACUAGGCAACACCCGGACAGACUUUGAGCCGCAGUUAAAACAUCUAGACAAGGAGCGCUUUACUGUGGUGGGCUGGGAUCCCAGAGGAUAUGGACGGUCUAGACCUCCUGACAGAGACUUCCCACAAGACUUCUUUGAAAGAGAUGCAAGAGAUGGAGUGGAUCUGAUGAAGGCUUUAGGCUUCAGGCACUUUUCCCUGCUGGGUUGGAGCGAUGGAGGUAUUACUGCUCUGAUUGCUGCGGCCAAAAACCCUCAUGUGAUCCGCAAAUUAGUGGUUUGGGGAGCCAAUUGUUUUGUGUCAGAGAAGGACAUGGAACUUUACAAUGCCGUCAGAGAUGUCUCCCAAUGGAGCGCAAGGAUGAGGAAGCCCAUGGAGGAAGUCUAUGGGGCUGAACAUUUUGCCAAAAUUUGGGAAGACUGGGUGAAAGGAAUUUCAGAGUUUGGGAAAAGACCAAAAGGGAAUAUUUGUAUGGAUCUUCUACCUUUAAUUACCUGCCCCUCACUUAUUAUUCAUGGAGAAAAGGACCCAAUGGUACCUGCGAUCCAUCCUCAGUACCUUCAUGAACACAUCAGAAAUUCUAGGCUGCAUCUGAUGCCAGAGGGAAAGCACAAUUUGCACCUGAGAUAUGCUGCUGAAUUUAACAAAAUGGUGGAAGAUUUUCUUGAAGAUUGA
Knipowitschia caucasica is the source of this 861-nucleotide messenger RNA. The record is from the annotation of a GenBank genome assembly. NCBI's taxonomy places the organism in Eukaryota, Metazoa, Chordata, Actinopteri, Gobiiformes, Gobiidae.